AUGGCAAGUUUUGUUGUCAGAGCAUAUUGUUAUGUUACUAAAAAAGUAAUAAAAGACGGUGCACUUGCUGAUCAUUUAACUACCCAACCAAUAGUAGAUUAUGAGCCUAUGAGGGUUAAUUUUUCGGAUGAAAACAUAUUUCUAGUUGAAAAGGUUGCUGCAGAUCAUGAGACAUGGAUUAUGCUUUUCGAUGGUGCCUCAAAUGAGUUGGAACAUGGGAUUGGAGUUGUACUAAUUUCUCCAGACGAAAAUGUCUUCCCCCUAAUGGCCAAGUUAUGUUUUAAAUGCACUCACAAUAUCACUGAAUAUGAAGCUUGCAUUAUGGGACUUCAAGUAGCAUGCAACAUGAGUAUUAAAAAGUUGAAAAUUUUGGGUGACUCAAUGUUAGUAAUACAUCAAGUCAAGAAAGAAUGGAAAACAAGAGAUGCUAAAUUGGUGCCUUACAGUCAAUACGUUACAAAAUUAUCUCAAAAUUUUGACAAAAUUUCAUUUGACCAUGUUCUUAGGGAAGACAAUCGAAUGGCAGAUGCAUUGCCAUCCUGGCAGUGA
Molecule: messenger RNA, 549 nt
Organism: Cucumis melo (muskmelon)
Lineage: Eukaryota; Viridiplantae; Streptophyta; Magnoliopsida; Cucurbitales; Cucurbitaceae
Exons: 1
Coding region: 1-549 (182 amino acids)
Molecular function (GO): RNA-DNA hybrid ribonuclease activity; nucleic acid binding
Source: RefSeq, a predicted model, not a curated record